UUGACGCACCUGGCGCGCUGGGCGGUGUUGCACUGUGCACAGUCGAGCAUCUUCCGUGGAGAGCGCGGCAGCGUGGUGCUCGUCGGUCUCAAGGAGCCGCUCCGCACGAGCGCCAGCUUCGCACGCACCGUCCGCACUGCUCUGCGCCGCCUCUGCAUCGAUGUGCCGCUGCGGGGGCAUUGGGCCACCCUCAUCACGCCAGCCGAAGCCAUGAGCAUCUGCGCGAGCGAUGGCUUCGCUCGCCGCACAAAGACGACACCGAUGUCCGCAUGGUCGCGCUCAGUGGUUGAGCUUGCACUCACGACCUCGUGA
This is a messenger RNA of Prorocentrum cordatum, 312 nucleotides long. Lineage: Eukaryota; Dinophyceae; Prorocentrales; Prorocentraceae. The record is from the annotation of a GenBank genome assembly.